CUGGCAGCAGUCACUACACUAUGCUGCUUGUUGACAGCUAGCUAGCUAGCCAGCUAGCAGUUACUAGCCAAGGCUUUGCAGUCGGACCAGGGGUGGGUGGUGGUGGGGGGGUUAUGUUUCACGGAGCCAGAACCGUAGACGGAGGUUUGGACACCACCAACUCAUGGCUGCCGAAAUUCAACCUCAACCCCAGGCUCGGAAGCCAUGUCUACUCAGCAAAAUCGAGGCUUUCCAGGACGUGGUGAGCACGGCGGUCAUCAUUCCCAAGGAAGACGGCGUCAUCAGCGUGUCCGAGGACAGGACAAUUCGGGUAUGGCUAAAGAGAGACAGUGGCCAGUACUGGCCCAGUGUCUACCACACUAUGUCAACAUCAUGCUCCUGUAUGUCCUUUAACCCAGAGACAAGGAGGCUGUCCGUGGGGAUGGACACUGGAAGUAUCUGUGACUUUAUCCUGUCAGAAGACUACAAUAAAAUGACCCCAGCAAGCACCUACCAGGCCCAUCAGGGUAGAGUGACUGUGGUCCUGUUUGUGUUGGAGAUGGAGUGGCUUCUGAGCACCGGUCAGGACAAAAAUUUUAACUGGUACUGCUCAGAAAGCGGCCAGCAGCUUGGGACGUAUCGCACUGCUGCCUGUGUUUCUGGACUACAGUUUGAUGUGGAGACCAGACACGCCUUUGUAGGGGACCAGUCUGGUCAGGUGACCAUCCUGAAACUGGAGCAGGACAGCUGCAGCCUGGUCACCACCUUUAAGGGUCACACUGGUAAUGUGACGGCGUUGUGCUGGGACCCGGUCCAGAGGGUGCUGUUCUCCGGCAGCUCAGACCACUCCAUUAUCAUGUGGGAUAUCGGAGGGCGCAAAGGCACUGCCAUCGAAAUGCAAGGACACCAUGACAAGGUGCAGGGCUUGUGCUACGCCUCACACACUCGUCAGCUCAUCUCCUGCAGCUCAGAUGGAGGCAUCGUCAUCUGGAGCAUGGAUGUUACACGACAAGAGACCCCCGAGUGGUUGGACAGUGACUCCUGUCAGAAGUGCGAGCAGCCUUUCUUCUGGAACUUCAAACAGAUGUGGGACAGCAAGAAGAUCGGCCUGCGACAGCACCACUGCAGGAAGUGUGGCCAGGCCGUGUGUGGCAAAUGUUCAUCCAAACGGUCCACCAUCCCCCUCAUGGGCUUCGAGUUCGAGGUGCGUGUGUGUGACAGCUGCCACGAGUCCAUCACCGACGAGGAUCGAGCGCCCACAGCCACCUUCCACGACAGCAAGCACUGCAUCGUUUACAUGCACUAUGAGCCCACCACCGGGAAUCUGCUCACUUCUGGCACCGACAAGGUUAUCAAGCUAUGGGACAUGACUCCGGUGGUGUCCUGAGAUCUGUGGGCGACCAGCGGUUGGCAGGAAACUCUGUUCGCCUCUGUUUGCCAAUCGCACUUUGAAAAGAAAGAGAGAAGCAUAUCCAACAAUAUUGAUGUCAUCGGGAUAAUAUUUAACAGUUAUUCAACAAAAAAGCAGUGUCUGUUGCCCGUUCAUAGUGAGGACACUGCAGGCCGGUGAAGGCUGGGAACAGGACAGGCCUUGGUUGACACAAGGUUUACAGACAGUUGUGGGUGUUUGUUUGUGUGAAGGGUGCUGUUUGGUGGGGGAUAUCUGUGUGUGUGUGUGUGUGUGUGUGUGUGUGUGUGUGUGUGUGUGUCUGUCUGUAUUGUAUAAGAGUGUGUUGGUAGGUUGGAAGAAUUUGACUUUUUAAGGAAUUGACACACCUUAUUUACUUAAUUUUCAUGCAUUCCUGAAGCAUUUCAGACUGGAAACUCACAAAACAGUAAGUGAAACAUUUCUGCACUGUCAGUGGAUACUGUGAUACCCACACUUUACAUUGUGUAGAUGUGAAGCACGUCAUAGAACUGGACUAACUCACUCACAAGCUCACUCAUUCACGUGUAGCAGGCUGUAGUUUUGCCACAUGAUGAAGCUGUUUGAGCAGUUCUACACCUGCCAAGCUGCACCACCUACAGGAAAAGAAAGUAACAGCAGCAGUUUAGACUUGAGUUGCAUUUUUUUUUGCAUUCUUUAUCCCUUGAAGAGCACUUAUCAACUGCUGUUGAAGGUCAAGAAUUAACUUAAACUCACUGAAUCUAGUUAGGACCGCCUCUUUCUGCCUGUAAAGUAAUGCAGAGGUUAGUCAUGGAGGACAGUGACAUUUAGAGGAGACAAGUUUUAUAUUUCAGUCAUGUUUAAAAUGUAAAAUAUGAAACCUGUAAACAAACAGACAAAACAGCACUUAUACACACACACACACACACACACACACACACACACACACACAAGCUGCAGUUGUUGCCUGCAGGUGUUGACACUGUUGCAGUGUUGCAAGCUGUUGCAGGUCUUGGCCGUAGAUGGUGCUGAUGAGCAUAUUUACAGUCUAUCUGCAGCUCUUGCAUGCUGUUACUUUUCUUGCUAAUGGGUGGCAUAGGUUGGACUGAAACCACAUCUCUGCAACUGUAUAUCACCAGCUGAUCCUGGUUUCAUGUGCUUCACAUCACCUACACUGUGUGUUCUUGUUAUCAUGUUAAGAAGCAAACAAAUCACUCAAUCACACAGGUCAAACUUAGAUCAGUAACAUUUGAUUGGGCACAAUUUCAGCUCCAGCCCAUGAGACACUGAGGAAACUAUUCAUUCAUGUUCCUUAAAUAAGUCCGUUACUUGAGUGUCUGUCGGCUUCUGCACUUCAUAUCAACCACUAGAGAAGAGGACCUAGGAGACAUUGCAAGCAUUUUUAAUCUACACCUAUCCUGAAUCCUAUCCUAAAUGUAAAUCCCAGCAUGGUGGAAGGCCCCAAAAGUUAAAAAAAAUAGUAUGGCACGUCUUUUUGAAACUGUAAUUUAGUUUCUACUGUACUCACAGUGAGCCAGGUGUAUAUACAGCAUGGAAGCCUCUAAACUGCAUGUUAUCUGAAAAUCCAUGCAGGUUUUUUCUAGUGUUUGGCUGAUCAACCAAAUGUUCUCUCUCCUAGUAGCUACUAAUGUUGAUACACCCAGUCCACUGAGUGUUACAAAAAAUUGUAAAUAAAGCAAUCAUCUUAACCUUACAAAGUUGGUCCUGCAGCAAAACAUUGUUCAGACCCACAGAACUUUAUUUGUAUUCUAGGAGACACUCAAAAUAUGUCAGGCUAAAAUUUGGGGAAAGGUGGACAUGGAGUCUUACAGUAUACAGCUUCCAUAUCCUCAUAUGGAGUAUAUCUGAAACUGUCAACCUCUGUGGGGAAAAGUUUCAUCAGCUCAAAGAAAAUGUAAGGGGAAAAUGAAAAGUUUAAGAGGUUAGCCAGUUACAGAAGACAUUGAUUUUUAUUGAAGACCUUUGUCAUGAUAAUGUCGUAAAACACAGUGUUUGCCUAAAUCCACUGAAGUGCUGAGUAGACAUUUCAAGGUUUAGUAAUCUUUAAAUCAACCAAUCAGACUGCUUGCUGAUUCUUCUCUACUGUCUGUUCUAUGAGAUUAUCUAUUAUUCAAAGUGUGGUCUCAAUAUUUCUGACAUGCAAACUCUCAUAUCAUUACGCUAAUCAGUGGCAGCAUGCACAUACAUUUAUAAGGACUAAAAGGAAAAUAAUGAACAGUUGAUAUUUUCUCAUCGUUACUGUCAAUACUGUAUACUGACUUGUGGUAUGUCAAAGCACUGGAAUCAAGAAACAAAGAUGUGUCACAAAUUGCUGCUGUGAAGAGAAAAUAUCUUUGUUUUUAAUGAUUAUGAAGUGUGUGCUUUAAUGAUCAGAUGGUAACUACAUUGAAUAGUUUUAUUCAAACCACACUAAACGUUUUCCAAAGAUGUGUAAUUUUUGAUUGAUGAAAAGGUUAGGUUCAAGACUUUAUCCAACAGUGGGGAAAUUAGAAACUGUCGGCUCGAUUGUUCAUGAAAUGCUUUGUCUGUACUUUCACAGCUACCCAUAAAGGUACAUUUAUAACAGCUGUUAAAUCAUGAAUGUGAGCCUGUGGGUAUUAAGAAAUUUAAAGGACCAUACCAGUGUUUUAUCUGAGUUUUCAGCUCCUUAACCACAAAUCAUGUAUAUUUCUCUUGUUUUAAAUUCAGGGUGGACACUUUAGGAUUUAUUUUUUCAAUCGAUUCCAAGAAGCUGUUGGUUUCCAACUAAUUUAUUGUCAUGCUUUACUGAAAUUAAUGUAAAAAAACCAGCUGCCUGGAAUAGUGGUCCAAAAAAACCACUCAAAAAACUAAAACACAAUAGCUUGUUUUACAUACUUGUGAUCAUGUGAAGUGCAUGUGAUUUAAAUGUGCAAAAAUGCAAAAUCACUGAUGUAACCUUUAAAUGUAAAAACCCAGCCUACACAAAGCCAUUAGAUAAACAAUACAUACACUUCUGUACCAGUCAAAAGGAAUUAAUCAAUGUGAGACCAGUGGUCUAUUUUUCUGUUGCGGGAAAGAUAACGGACAUUGUUGUGUGUUUCAGUGUGUCCAUUAAUGUAACCAUGUAUGUAUAAAUGACAUUAAAAGAGCAGGGCCUCCUCCUCGACCAGUUGUGA
Molecule: messenger RNA, 4524 nt
Organism: Etheostoma spectabile (orangethroat darter)
Lineage: Eukaryota; Metazoa; Chordata; Actinopteri; Perciformes; Percidae
Gene: wdfy2
Product: WD repeat and FYVE domain containing 2
Exons: 12
Coding region: 164-1366 (400 amino acids)
Biological process (GO): positive regulation of protein phosphorylation; positive regulation of fat cell differentiation
Cellular component (GO): early endosome
Molecular function (GO): metal ion binding; protein binding
Source: RefSeq, a predicted model, not a curated record